Molecule: messenger RNA, 1104 nt
Organism: Neopsephotus bourkii (Bourke's parrot)
Lineage: Eukaryota; Metazoa; Chordata; Aves; Psittaciformes; Psittacidae
Gene: TAMALIN
Product: trafficking regulator and scaffold protein tamalin
Exons: 8
Coding region: 27-1031 (334 amino acids)
Biological process (GO): signal transduction
Cellular component (GO): plasma membrane
Molecular function (GO): protein binding
Source: RefSeq, a predicted model, not a curated record
GGCGCGCUCGGCGCCGCGUCCCGGCCAUGACCCUGCGGCGGCGGCGGCGGCUUCGGCCGAAGGAGGAUGCGGUGGUGGCGGUGGCGGCCCCGGAGCGCCCCGGCCCCGCCGCCGUUUACCGAGCGCUGGCGGCCGCCGGGGGCACCCUGCCCCGGGUGCGCAAGGGUGCGGGGUUCAAGUGGGGGUCCCCGAGCCAGUCUCCAGAGGAGCACAGGAGGGUGGUGACACUGGAGAAGAAGGCAGAAGAGACCUUCGGCUUCGAGAUCCAGACCUAUGGGCUGCACCACCAGGACAGGAACAGUGUGGAGAUGUUCACCUUCGUGUGCCGGGUGCACGGUGGGAGCCCGGCUGAGGCUGCGGGGCUCAAGGCUGGGGACACAAUCACGGGGGUGAAUGGGCUCAAUGUGGAGGGCGUCCGGCACCGGGACAUCGUGGAGAUCAUCAAGAGCUCGGGCAAUGUGCUCCGGCUCGACACGCUCUAUGGGACGUCCAUCCGGAGGGCUGAGCUGGAGGCCCGGCUGCAGUACCUGAAGCAAACGCUCUAUGAGAAGUGGGGCGAGUACCGCUCGCUGAUGGUGCAGGAGCAGCGGCUGGUGCGGGGCGUGGUGGCCAAGGACCCCAGCAUCUACGACACGCUGGAGUCGAUCCGCUGGUGCCUGCAGGGCGAGGGGGGGCUCCCCGGCGGCUCCCCCCGCGCCAGCGGCAGCGAUGAUUCCUUGUACCAGACCUGCCUCUUCGCCUCCGCCGAUUCCCUGGACCGGGACAAGGACGGGGACAAGGAUGGGGACAAGGACAGGGGCACCUCGGGGCCCGCGCCCCCCCCACCGCGCCCCCGGCCAGCUCUGGCCCGCAGCGCCAGCCUCAAGUGUGGGGCAGGCCCGGGGGUGCGGUUGUGGGGCAGGGCCGGGGACCCCGGGGAGGGGGCGGUCGCUGCCCCCCGUAAGGGCCGGCACAGCAGCUUCCGCCAGCGGCUGCUCAAGUUCAUCCCGGGGCUGAACCGGGCGCUGGAGGAGGAGGAAAGUCACCUCUAAUGGGGGCUACAGAGGGGUCACCUCUAACGGGGUACCGGGAGGAGCAUCGCCUCUAACGGGGGUACAGGGAGGA